Messenger RNA from Pseudogymnoascus verrucosus, 2103 nucleotides. RefSeq lists its product as uncharacterized. The transcript is spliced from 4 exons. The coding region runs from base 1 to 1110 and encodes 369 amino acids. The record is from RefSeq and is a predicted model, not a curated record. Gene Ontology annotation, biological process: regulation of DNA-templated transcription. Lineage: Eukaryota; Fungi; Ascomycota; Leotiomycetes; Thelebolales; Thelebolaceae.
AUGGAACGUGGCGCAUCCGAAUUCUCGCGGUCAGGUUUGAAUACGCCCUAUACACCAACGUUUAACGACGCGUCCGUCGACUCCCCCGCCGAACACCAGUCCCCCGCGAGCUAUCCCGCUCAAGAAGUCCGACCCGUCAACUACUCGGCCUCUGCGACGCCCACGUCCGCGCGUUCAAGUUCUUUCCCAGAACAUAUCCAACGUCAAUACUAUCCAUCAAGCAACCAUAGCGGUAGCAGUGGAGGUAUGGCGCAACCAACAAGUCCGUCUCUGCCUCUGCAAGAUGGCGCUUCAAACCAUCAUGCUCAGCAAAUCAAGUCUGACCAGGAUGUUCCUAUAGAUCCAUCAAUCGCUGCGUCGAGCCCAACAUAUCCUCCCCACGGCGGCCCUUAUUCUGCAUACCCACCGCAACAAGAGAUGUCGCACGGCUAUCCUCAGCACCCAGGUGGCCCGAUGUACGCCCAGCAACCCCGCCCCGACUGGGCAGGCUACGGCCAGCACCCACAACAUGGCAUGCCUGCCCCAUACCCGUCAUCUGGUCACCCUCUCUCCCAGGUCUACUCUUUCGUCCCGAUUCCCGGUGCACAACAGCACAAGCGCCCCAGGAGACGUUAUGAAGAAAUUGAGCGCAUGUACAAGUGCGGAUGGAAUGGCUGCGAGAAGGCCUACGGCACACUUAAUCAUUUGAAUGCUCACGUUACUAUGCAAUCGCAUGGCCAAAAGCGCACUCCAGAAGAGUUCAAGGAGAUCAGAAAGGAAUGGAAGGCACGCAAGAAGGAGGAAGACGCACAGCGCAAGGCUGAGGACGACCGUGCCCGUGCCGCCCAAGUCCCCAACCCAGCCGACGGACAAAACCCGAACGACAGCAACCAGCCUCCUCCUGGAUACCAACAACCUGGACGCGCUCAGGUCCAGCUUCCACCGAUCGGCUACCAGCCUGGUGCACAAGUUCCUGGCCAAUACCAGGCCCCAUCCGGCGGUGUCCAGCAGCUUCAGGAGUACAGUAAUAGCCACAUGUACUCCGGAUACCCAGCUUCUCCCUACGGGGCCCCAAGCCAGAUGUAUAGCCAACAUAACGGUGCCCCAGCUCCAAAAUACGAGCAACACUAAACGAUGUCUCACGAUCUUACAAAGACUGCAGCAAAACUGGCAUAUGGCCGCUCGUCCCAGAGCGGCAGGAGGAACGGGAUUACUUAGUUAUGGAAGUGCUACUGUAUCAUAUGGGUCACUGAUCGCAUUUUUUCAUCGGUGUCUAUUAUGACCCCUCUAGACGGACGUACGUUGGGACAAAGAAAGAAGAUUCUGGUGGUUCUAGCCUCUUCCCUGUUUUUUACGAGACCAUUGAUCGAUCGUUUUUUUAUCAUGUCAUGAUUACGGCGCAACAUCAUCUCCUAAUUCUUGUCUUUUUGGGGGUGGUGUGGCAUCGUAGACCUGCUGCUGCUGCUGCUGCUGUUGCAAAUUAUUUCGCACACGCACACACGCGGUCAAUCAAUUAUUUGAGUUUACUGUUUUCCAGUUUUUGUUUUUUGCUUGUUUUUGAUUUUACCGGCGCAUGAAUGAAUAGUCAACUAUACACAGACAGAAACGAAGACAAUUGAGGCACCCCCAUCAUCGUUUCCGAGGCGCUCACCGUCGUCGUCUCCGCUUUCAUUACUUCCGCACGGGCUUUCACAACCCUGUUGCGACCGUGGCGGCGGACGGCGAUGUGUUUUCGACCUCUUGUUUUUUGAUCCCUGACAACCUUUGUCGACAAUUGCACACACCAGGGUGGUGGUGGACUCUCUUGUCUUUCGCGCUGCGCUGGGAUUGGGAAUUGUUCUGUCUUGUUCAGUGUUGAGUUCUUUAUUAAUGGCGCGAAUCGCUACGCGGACGAACGCAUGCACGCACGCACGCGGCUUCUUAUGGUAUAUAUUUUUUAGAUUGGGGCCUUGCAAAAGAACUGUGGUUUUGAGGGUGUGUGGGUGGAUUGUUGUGUUGAGGUUGUGCUGCUGUGCGUGUAUGUCGUGUGUGGGGGAGGAAGGGGGAAUGGGCGAACUUGUUUUUGUUGUUUGUAAACUUAGGCAACAGAAUACUUGCGACGAUUCGCGUGCACCAUUAAUGGAG